AUGCCGUUCUCCAAGUCGGCCCCUUCUCACAUAUUUAUCGUUCGCCAUGGAGCCCGGUUAGACAUGGCCGAUGCUCAAUGGCAACUCACCUCGCCAACACCAUACGAUACACCCCUCACAUACGGGGGAUGGACCCAGUCCCGCUCGGUAGGAGUUCGAAUAGCCACGUUGAUUGGAAAUCAGUUGGACCAUCCGUCCUCUCCAUUAAUGGCCGGGGGCAAAGGGGAAGCAAAACGAAAGAGGAAGAGGGCCAAGAAAGUGCGGGUUGUCAUUCACUCUUCUCCUUUCCUCCGGUGCAUCCAGACGAGUGUGUCCAUUGCCGCGGGGAUGGCCCAGCACCACCACCAAGAGGUUACAAAUGCCCACUUUGUCGCUGAGCACCCCAUUGAGCCGACUACGGAAGCCCGAUCCAAAUUUCAGUUCACAAAGCCGCUUCUGCGAUUGGAUUCGUGGUUGGGGGAGUGGCUGGCCGAGGAUUACUAUGUCGAUAUUACUCCGCCACCUCCAACCUGUUUACUUAUUGGAACUGCGAAAGCGGACUACAUUCGGCCAUCCUCCGCGAGUGGGAUUCCUGUAGCUCCUGUCACCAAUGCCUCGCCUUUGUACAAUCUUUCUUCCCUGACCACCUCCCUUCCGACCACUUUCACCGGCGGGUAUGUGCCACCCUCGCCAACCUGGGCGAUCUCCAAUCACGGGAAAAUUCCGACUGGCUACGUUUCGCAUGCCAAGGAAUAUGUUGAGUUUGAUCUCGGAUGGGACUCUUCAAAAUUGGGAAGUGGAGCAGAGUAUGCCGAGGAAUGGGCUAGCAUGCAUACCCGUUUUAAGAAUGGGUGGAAGAAGCUGCUUUGGUACCACUCUAGCGAGGAUCCGAAGAUGACUACUUCCCCCACCCGGUGGAAACGUGCGACAGAGAUCAGCUUCUCGGAGACCAAGGAAAAGAAGACUUCUUCUAGCACUGCAACCGUCACCGCAGUCGACCCCAACACCACUAGAGGGAGUACGGGGGGAAAUCCGACACCCCCGUUAUCGGACGGCGAAGGGGGAGCGGAAGAGGAGGAUAUGGAAGAGGAAAUCCAAACGGUCCUAAUCCUUGUCACCCAUGGCGCUGGCUGCAACGCCUUGAUCGGCGCCAUCACGCAUCAACCAGUCUUAAUAGACAUUGGCAUCUCUUCACUCACAAUGGCCGUGCGCAGAGACUUGGACCCAGACCCACCACCAUACCCUACCAACAAUACAAAAACCUUCCAUCACCACAGCACCUCAGCCCCAACGUCUGGAGAAAUCCCCACGCCACCCGUACAAUAUGAUUUGAAGAUUACAGCAAACAACGAUCAUCUCCGCACCUCUACCCCGCUGUCCACACCCCCGGUUAGCCCGAACCUACGUUACGGCCUCAAUUCCCUAGCUCCAAUUGGGAACUUUACGCUUAGUGGCAGCGGUGUCGGUAGCAUGUCUAGGGUGUUUGGCAAUAACACUGUCCGUCGUAGCGCGAGCUCUGUCGGACCGCUGGGUUCUGGGAAUCACAGGGGAUUGUGGAGCGGGCGCUCAGGGCGUGAGUCCCGUCCUGACAGUCGGGAGGAAUUCACACCCCUGAGCCUAUCCGGUUCGUCCUUCACGAGCGCGGUUGAUGAGGGCAGCGAUGAUGGGAGUUCAGGUAGCGUGACGGGCCUUUGGGACGCGAGCGGAUGGGAGCGGAAGAGAAGGUGGACUGUUUCUCGCAGUGGCGUCCCCGGUUAAAUAUUCAAUCCUUCAGAGUGGGAACGCGGUGAUAAUGUAGUGUACAAAGAAGUGUUUUUAAUCCCGCUGGUGGGUUUUCAUCUUGUUGUUUCUUGGGUAUUGUUUUUUUUUGGGCUCUUAUUCUUCUCACUCAACUCCAUGGUCGGCGUCCUUGUUUUUCAGAUCUAUUUUUCUUCUUCUUUGCACCGCCCUUUGCGUGAUCCCCACUCCUAGUUCUUUGUCCGUCUUACCUACGUGCGCACUUAUUUAGUUAAUUAAUAGGCUGCUAUCCUAAGUUAUCUUGAGGAGAUACUU
Tuber melanosporum (Perigord truffle) is the source of this 2031-nucleotide messenger RNA. RefSeq lists its product as uncharacterized. The transcript has a single exon. Lineage: Eukaryota; Fungi; Ascomycota; Pezizomycetes; Pezizales; Tuberaceae. Bases 1 to 1737 code for a protein of 578 amino acids. The record is from RefSeq and is a predicted model, not a curated record.